Messenger RNA from Phragmites australis (common reed), 748 nucleotides. Its product is annotated as peroxiredoxin-2F, mitochondrial-like. The transcript is spliced from 5 exons. Gene Ontology annotation, cellular component: cytoplasm; mitochondrion. NCBI's taxonomy places the organism in Eukaryota, Viridiplantae, Streptophyta, Magnoliopsida, Poales, Poaceae. Gene Ontology annotation, molecular function: thioredoxin peroxidase activity. The coding region runs from base 40 to 621 and encodes 193 amino acids. Gene Ontology annotation, biological process: cell redox homeostasis; hydrogen peroxide catabolic process; cellular response to oxidative stress. The record is from RefSeq and is a predicted model, not a curated record.
GAGUGCGAGAGAGAGAGGGGGGGGGGGGGGAAGGAAUCCAUGGCGUCGGCGCUGGCGAGGAGGGUGGGGGGCUCCGGUGCGGCGGCCCUGUGGCGUGCGGCGAGGGGUUUUGCGUCGGUGGGGUCGGACAUCGUCUCAUCGGCGCCCGGCGUGUCGCUGCAGAAGGCGCGGUCCUGGGACGAGGGCGUCGCCACCAAGUUCUCCGCCACCCCCCUCAAGGACAUCUUCUACGGGAAGAAGGUGGUCAUCUUCGGCUUGCCUGGUGCAUAUACAGGAGUUUGUUCACAAACGCAUGUUCCCAGUUACAAGAACAACAUUGAUAAGUUGAAAGCAAAAGGGAUUGACUCUGUUAUCUGUGUCUCUGUGAAUGAUCCGUAUGUUCUUAAUGGAUGGGCAGAAAAGCUAGAGGCUAAAGAUGCAAUUGAGUUCUACGGUGACUUUGAUGGGAGUUUCCACAAAAGCUUGGAUUUGGGGAUAGACCUCUCUGCUGCUUUGCUUGGCCGCCGCUCCCACAGGUGGUCGGCCUUUGUUGACAAUGGUAGGAUCAAGGCUUUCAAUGUUGAGAAAGCCCCUUCGGAGUUCAAUGUUUCUAGUGCCGAGGUGAUCUUGGAUCAGAUCUGAGCUUAUCAAUAAACUUGGGAUGUCUUCCGUUUGCUUACGCAGCAUACAUGCUUUGCUGUAGCGAAUAAAUUAAAUCUCUUUUGCUUGUGUAAAGAUGCUUUUAAAUUAAUAUGCUACUUCCACACUA